AUGGGAUCCAAACAUUCCAAAUAUCCUAAAUUAAUACAUAAGAUUAACAAAGCUAGUGAUGACAAAAGAAAUAAUGCUGAAUGCCCUCAAUUAUCUAAACAAGAUGACCUAUACAUAGAUAGAAUGCAAGUAUUUCAUCACGUCAUGAGAUGUGUUUGCAAUGGGAACUUUGAAGUUCCAUUAAAUGAACAAUUGAAAGAAGGUGGUGUUGUAGUAUUAGAUUUCUGGUGGAUGGCCUCCGAUUUUCAAAAUUCGACCUUUGUAGGAAUAGAAAAGGUCUCAAUAUACCCUGAACAUAAACCAAAAAAUGUUAGGAUAGUUCAAGCAGAUGUUUUAGAAACAUUUCCGUUCCCAGCAUUCAGUGAUACACAAUGGAGAAAUCAUUUGAUUAAAGAAUUUGUAAGAGUUCUUAAGCCUGGUGGUUACCUAGAGUGUAUUGAUGGUGAUAUGGUACCAGAUCAUUCCGGUGUUAUUGUAGAACAAUUGCAUGAUGCUAUUGAAAAGACAUUAAUCCAGGCCGGUCGGAAUCCUUCCCUUACUCAAAAUUUUCAUGAAGUUAUAGAACCCCAACCGCAAAUGAGUAAGGUCGCUCAAACUGAAUUCUUCAUGCCUAUAGGACCGUGGGGAGGCAAAAUAGGUGAACUUGGUCUGUCUAUAAUGCUGCAUAUGAUGUCAGGGUUAAAAAAAGGAAUAAUGCAUUACAUGAAACUUAAUGAAAAAAGCUUGGAGCAACUUUGGGCUGACUAUAAAACUGAAGUUAACACGCAUCAUACAAGAUGGAAAAUCAUUAGAUAUAUUUAUCAGAAAAAUUAA
This is a messenger RNA of Dentiscutata erythropus, 813 nucleotides long. NCBI's taxonomy places the organism in Eukaryota, Fungi, Glomeromycota, Glomeromycetes, Diversisporales, Gigasporaceae. The record is from the annotation of a GenBank genome assembly.